AUGGAUAUGCUAUUCAUGAAUAAUACUUUCUUCUUGCAAUCACGGCUUAUUUCGAGAUCCCUUUUGGUAAGAAGAUCGUUAAAGAGGUAUUUCGGAUUUGCAAGGCCUUCUACCUCCCAGCUACCAACUAUUUAUGCAUUGUCUACACCACCAAACCAAACCUCUGCAAUAGCAAUCAUAAGGAUAUCAGGUACUCAUUCAAAGUACAUUUACAAUCAACUAGUUGACUCAAACACGGAUCCACCAAUAAGGAAGGCUAUUCUGAGAAACAUAUAUUUGCCGUCCUCUAUCACUGCAAAACAACUUCACGGUCAAAAAGAAAAUAAAGUACUAUUAGACUCCUCAUUACUAUUGUACUUUCAAGCUCCGUAUUCAUUUACUGGUGAGGAUGUAUUAGAGCUACACGUGCACGGCGGGAAAGCCGUAAUUAAUGGUAUACUAAAGGCUAUCGGCUCGUUACACGAUAGAAGCAGUGGUAAAGAUAUAAGAUUUGCCUUGCCUGGCGACUUCUCCAGAAGGGCAUUUCAAAAUGGGAAGUUUGACCUUACCGAACUUGAAGGUAUCAAAGAUCUUAUUGAUUCGGAAACAGAAUCUCAAAGGAGAUCAGCCUUGUCAAGUUUCAACGGGGAUAAUAAGAUCCUAUUUGAAAAUUGGAGGAAAAGUAUUGUCGAGAAUAUGGCUCAGUUAACUGCUAUUAUCGAUUUUGCUGAUGAUAAUAGUCAAGAAAUUGAUAAUACGGAUGAUAUUUUCCAUAAGGUAGAAAAUAACAUCAUAUGUUUACGAGAUGAAAUUGUUACUUUCAUACAAAAAGUCGAAAAAUCUACCAUAUUGCAAAAUGGAAUAAAGCUGGUACUACUUGGUGCUCCCAAUGUUGGUAAGUCAUCAUUAGUUAACAGCUUAACUAACGAUGAUAUAUCAAUUGUCAGUGAUAUACCUGGUACCACUAGGGAUUCCAUUAAUGCAAUGAUAAACAUAAAUGGCUAUAAGGUUAUUAUCUGUGAUACGGCAGGGAUAAGAGGAAAAAGUUCUGACAAGAUAGAAAUACUGGGUAUAGAAAGAGCGAAGAAGAAAAGCGUACAGAGCGAUUUGUGUUUAUUCAUUGUAGAUCCCACUAACUCGUUGAAAUUUUUGACUGAGGACAUAUUAGCCCAUCUAUCAUCGGAAGCCUUUAGAAACAAGCGAAUCAUUAUUGUAGUCAACAAGAGUGACUUAGUUUCCUCUGAUGAGAUGGCGAAAGCUGUAAAUAAAAUACGAACUAAAUUCGGAGCAAAAUACCCUAUAUUAAGCGUGUCUUGUAAGACCAAGAAGGGAAUAGAAUCAUUAACUAAUGCCCUAACAAGUAAUUUCGAAAGCUUGUCUCAAUCAAGCGCCGAUUCAAGCCCUGUUAUUGUUUCCAAAAGAGUGACUGAAAUUCUCAAAAACGACGUACUUUACGGUUUGGAAGAGUUCUUUAAUUCCAAAGAUUUCGAUAAUGAUAUAGUUUUGGCUACAGAAAAUCUAAAGUAUGCAUCUGAUGGAAUAGCCAAGAUAACAGGACAAGCUAUCGGCGUUGAAGAAAUCUUAGAUUCGGUGUUCAGCAAAUUUUGUAUAGGGAAAUAA
Saccharomyces paradoxus is the source of this 1599-nucleotide messenger RNA. RefSeq names its product Mss1p (gene MSS1). The transcript has a single exon. Gene Ontology annotation, biological process: tRNA wobble uridine modification; tRNA methylation. The record is from RefSeq and is a predicted model, not a curated record. Bases 1 to 1599 code for a protein of 532 amino acids. Gene Ontology annotation, cellular component: cytoplasm; mitochondrion. Gene Ontology annotation, molecular function: GTP binding; protein binding; GTPase activity. Lineage: Eukaryota; Fungi; Ascomycota; Saccharomycetes; Saccharomycetales; Saccharomycetaceae.